Messenger RNA from Ostertagia ostertagi, 1311 nucleotides. The record is from the annotation of a GenBank genome assembly. NCBI's taxonomy places the organism in Eukaryota, Metazoa, Nematoda, Chromadorea, Rhabditida, Trichostrongylidae.
GUAGUACCACAGUCAUUUGAGCAUAGUGUGCAUGCAAUUGAGGGCUGUUUCGAUGUACCUCUUGGAGAUGUUCGUACCAUAAACAUAACACAGGAGCUCUCCGAUAUUCAAAGGAUUGAUCCCGAAAAAAUGGCAGCUCUUGGUGGUGGCUCGAGAGACGCUGAUCAAAAUGUAAAACUUGGACCAGAAUGGAAGUGGUGUGGAAUGGCUACACCUUGUGGUCCUGAUGAGAUUCCAAUGCAUUUCUUCACGGGCGAGCAUAAGGACGAUUGGCCUCGUUUAUGUGUGGGAGGACGCAUGGUAUUCGACCACGAUUUGAAUGGUGCUGGUCGUGGUCUCAAUUUAGUAUCCAUUGAGCCUAAGACUGGUCGAGUUUCAUCGGUGGCGCACUUUGACACUUAUCAAGAUGAAUCGUCCGCUCUGGAGGAAUGGUUGGAAAAUGUACCACUGGGAGAUGUAAUGGCUGUAGUUAGCUUUGACGAGGCAUCCAACAUGUUAUCAGACAUGGCAAAAAGGAUAUUUUACGAAAUGGGAUCCAGCAUGAUCCACAGACUCAAAUUUCGAGCGUCUUGGUACUUCGUUGGUCAUAAAGGAUUGGCAGCGUACACCCCUUUCGAGGAUCUGAAUAUUCCAUCUGGUAACAGCUGGGCGAAACCUAUCAAGACAUCAAUAUGCCUUCUGAUUGAUACCUGGCGUGGUCGGCCAAGUGGUAAAGCAGGCACUUCUACUCGCCCGCUCAAUCUUCCUCGCCGUCAUUUCUGCCUGAAGCACGAUCGACAUGGGGAAUUUUGUAGUGAAAACCGCAUCGAUGAACUCAUCCGUCCCAGAGCUUUACUGAAUCGCGACCGAGUUGGAGAUCCUGUUUUUAACAUGCCUAUUGUAGUUGCUGCAGGACUAUCAACGGAUUCUCUGCGCAUAUGUCUGGAAUCGCUUAUGGAACAGGAAGGUUUAAAUACGCAAAUGAUCAUAGUUGUGUAUGACAAGGAAUAUCCGGAAAAUGCCGAGCUUUCUUCCCUUUUUCAUGUGAAGUCUCUGCCCGUUAACGCAUCGAAUGGAUAUAACUCUCUUAUAUUGUCGGCACUUUCCGCCGCAUUCGCAGUUUUUCCAUCCGCAACUUCCGUCGCUGUCAUUGAAGAAGAUAUCCGACUAUCACCUGAUUGGCUGCUCUACCUCUCCCAAACAUUACCUGUUCUUUUGGCUGAUAAUUCACUUGAUGUCGUGCAAACAUUCAAUCCAAAUGGCUUCAUAGACACAAGCGGAGACCAGUCACUGGUUUACAGGAUUGCGUUCCAGCCCCCGUUGUAUUCAUAU